This is a messenger RNA of Ictalurus punctatus (channel catfish), 7001 nucleotides long. RefSeq names its product zf-CXXC and PHD_FXL19 domain-containing protein (gene fbxl19). Gene Ontology annotation, biological process: protein demethylation; regulation of transcription by RNA polymerase II. Bases 2537 to 4978 code for a protein of 813 amino acids. The transcript has 11 exons. NCBI's taxonomy places the organism in Eukaryota, Metazoa, Chordata, Actinopteri, Siluriformes, Ictaluridae. Gene Ontology annotation, molecular function: protein binding; histone demethylase activity; zinc ion binding. The record is from RefSeq and is a predicted model, not a curated record.
UAUUAUGAUGAUGAUGAUGAUGAUUAACUGAGGUGGUAAGUUAGUGUUGUGAGAGUCUUCACCUGAACACUGUAACAUAAUGUCUGUUUUUAAAACCCAGUGUAGAUGUAGUGUGUUUGUUUUCUGUUCCUCUUCCUCGUUUCAUUUCCAUGUCUGAUUCAGUGUGUGUUCUGCUUGUGCAGGAGAAGUGUGUGUGUGUGUGUGUGUGUGUGUGUGUGUGUGUGUGUGCAGACUGUAGUGCUGGGUAAAGUGUCACUUUACAAUGGUAAUAUUAAUAUCACCAUAUACCAUAGCGUCCCCUCGCUGUCCCCUCGCUGUCCCCUGAGAUAUCUAGACUCAGUGUUGAACAUUAUUUAAUAAUGGCAGUAGUGAUCUCCCUGUUCUACAACCUGCUGAUUAAAAUGCAGAAUCUGUUUCUGAUCACGUGACUCGGUGCUAAUUCACACAAAACAACUAGCUUUAAUAAAUAAAUAAAUAACAAACUAAAAACAGGGCUUUUAACCCACCAGCUCGUCAGACCAGAUGAUGUGUUUAUAAAAUGGAAAAUUAAAUAUUUAGGAAUUUAUUUUUUAUUAAACACAGCUGUCACGUGAUUAGAUUAGAUUAAUUCAUGUACUUUAAAAAAGUAUUUAAAAACAUCUAAUUAGAUUUAUUUCUCAUUUUAGUGUUUUAAAAAAACUAAUCAUGAAGACUCCGAUAGAACAGUCAGAUAAAUAUAAAUAAGUAAAAUGGGGCGGUAAUAUCAGUGUGAACCUCAGUCACACUUGUUAAAUAUAUUAUUAGUAAAUUAUUUAUAAAAUGUGUAUAUUAUGGAAUUAAAGAUGCUUUGUGUGUGUAAUAAAUGAUUUCAUAUUGUUCUCUGAAUGAAAAACCAGCAUUUAAAAGCAAUAAAUCCAGCCUGUAGACGGAUAAAACACACACCUGAGAUCCCGCUUUAAUAGGUGCAGUGAUGCUCAGCCAAUAGGAGCGCUCAGGGGGCGGGGCUUCAGAGAUUGAGAGAUGUAGGAGAAACUCCUCAUGAUGUUCACUUCACAUCCAGAGCGCUAGUCGUCUGUCAGUGUGCAGAGUGUCAUGCUGUCGUCUGACAUCUGACUCCGCCCAUAAACAUAACCACACCUACAUCCAAUCAGCAGCAGGUAUUACAGUUUAACCCUGUGCUCAUGCUAGCUAGUGACACUUCAGUGGUUAACGUGUCGUACAGGAGAAACGAGGUGAACUCCCAUGCCCAGUCUAUAGAUAAUGUCCAAAAGUAAGUGCCCCCUCCCCUGCUGCUCUGCUCAUAGACUCCGUGCUGAUUGGUCAGACGUGUAACAGGAAGUAUGUGAAGAGUGUGUGUGUGUGUGUGUGUACAUACCUACUGUUAUGAUUUAUCACAGCUCUUUACACUGGGCUCAGACUGAGGCUGUGUGCGUAUGUGCAGAAUUUUAUCCAACGAGACGAAUCUGUGUGUGUUCUAACAGUCCUGUCAUUAUGGACAAAAAUUUAAAUACAGCUUGGUUGAAUUAUAAUAAGUAAUAAUUCACUGAACAAAAUGAUAAGGUUUAGAAGAAUGUAAUAUCAACAGAAGUUAUACCUGAUUAACACGUGCGCGCACACACACACACACACACACAGACAGACAGACAGACAGACAGACAGAAAUUAUAAUCAUUAACGUUGAGGAUACAGAAAGAAUUUUAAAAAAGAAUAGCAGCGAUGUGGCCGUUUCACACUCUGCUCUAUGACUCAGCUCUUUCUCUCUCUCUCACACUCACACACUCUUUAUUUAUUUUCACUUCUCUCUGCAUGAAACAUCCACUGUAACACUCAUUUGCCUUACCAUCCAUAUGAGGACUUCCUGCUGACAUCAUAGUUAUUAACACAGCUAAUCAACACUAUCUAUCUCAUUAACCCUUAACCCCACACCCUAAUCUGUAACCCUUAACCCCACACCCUAAUCUGUAACCCUUAACCCCACACCCUAAUCUGUAACCCUUAACCCCACACCCUAAUCUGUAACCCUUAACCCCACACCCUAAUCUGUAACCCUUAACCUGUAGCGCUUAACCCUUAAUCCCUAAACCUUAAACCAUAGCCCUUAACCCCAUUCAGCUAUCUCCUAAGCCCUUAACCCUAACCAUUCACCCUUAACCCCUAACCCUAAUCUCUAAAUUUGAACCCCUAACCACUUUCCUGUGAUGUUGUGAUACCUUUUUUUUUAAGUGAAAGGCUGUCAGUAGUUACAGACUGGGUGUGAAGUUAAAUCUUUCUAAUUAAUUUUAAAAAUGUAAAGUGUUUUAUGAUCUUUCAGUGUUAGUAUUUAUAAAUGAGUAUUUUUUAAUUAUACGCGAGUCUGUUAAUAUCGGUCUGUGCUGAGACGUUGUCCUGAAAAGUCCGGAACCCACGGGAGUUUAAACUGCACAUACAUGUGAUUAUUGCAUUUAUUAUUUAUUUACUUAUUUUUAUAUUUAUUUUUUUCUUACAGGUGAAAAAUGGCAUUAACAUUGAAUGAAAGGGUAGAGAUGGUGCUUCUUGGUAGUUCUCGAGUGUAGAGGUGAUGUCGGGCAGUAAGGCUCUGGGGGGGGCGAGGCGGCGCCGUACCCGUUGCCGGCGCUGUCAGGCCUGUAUGCGCUCCGAGUGUGGAGAGUGUCACUUCUGCAAGGACAUGAAGAAGUUCGGGGGACCGGGACGCAUGAAACAGUCCUGUCUAUUGAGACAGUGUACUGCUCCCGUGCUUCCACACACAGCGGUGUGUUUUGCGUGUGGAGAAGCGGGGAAGGAGGACACCGUGGAGUCUGAGGAGGAGAAGUUCAGUCUCUCUCUGAUGGAGUGUACCAUCUGCAACGAGAUCAUCCACCCCAGCUGCCUUAAGAUGGGUAAAGCGGAAGGCAUCAUUAACGAUGAGAUCCCAAACUGCUGGGAGUGUCCCAAAUGCCACAAGGAGGGGAAAACCAGUAAGGAUGGAGACGGUUUGGGGAAGAGGCGGCUGGAUAACGGCGAGGUGGGCCGGUGGAAGAUCACAGACGAGCCACCGCCCAGCAAAAAGAAACCUCCGUCUGCCGAGGAGACGCGCCAGGACGGGCAGAAACGCAAGAAGGAGAAGGAGCAGUCUCAGGAGAGCGGGCCCAAGAAGAAGAUGAAAGGCGCUCGGGAAAAACAUCUGAAAAAGCAGAAGCAGAAGCCGAACUCUUCCGACUCGGCUGAGACCAACGGGCCAAACUCCUCCUCCGGGGGUCAAGGGUCAGCCGGUGUAGGCUCAGCGGCGCAGCCUCCAUCUUCGACCUCCAACCAGGACCAGCGCUCUCACCACCGCGAGAAACUGGAGCGCUUCAAGCGCAUGUGCCAGCUGCUGGAGCGCACCAGAGACUCCUCCUCCUCUUCCUCUUCUUCCUCCAGCUCUGAGUCGGACUCGGAUUCCGAUUCUGACUCGGAUUCGGCGUCUCCGGGCGGCGCUUCUGAACCGUCGUCCCCGGCAACGGCGUACAACUCCCGAGAGAGAGAGCGCGAGAAAGAACGCGAGAAAGAGCGUGAGAAAGAGCGCGAGCGAGAGAGAAACCGGCGUCUGGCUGAACUGGGCUUCAGCGCCAGCGACGACUCUGAAGGCGAGAGGACGGGAAACGAACAGGAACAGGAAGUGACGUCAGAGGAAACUCCACAACAACAACAACAACAACAACAGCAGCAGCAGCGCAGCCGGAAAUCCGAAAACACUCCGAGGGGACGCAAAUCGGCUGCGGUGACCGAGAUGGAUGAUGAGGACGCAGCCGGCGGCGGGGAGAAAAACAGGAAACCCGGGCUGCUGACCCCGCCUUCUCCGUCAGCCCUUUCUUCCAGUCAGCACCAGGCUUCAAUCGGCCACGCCUAUUCAGAGGGCGUGUCAAAACGCAGCAACGGACAGGAAGUGUCGCGGAACGGGCGGACUCGCAUGGAGAAAGAGAACGCCAAGGGUAACAGCGGCGGCACUAACGCUAAUCAUCGACACCAGACUAACAAAACGGGCCGAGCCGGGAAAAUGCGGAGCGGAACCAAACAGACGCAGAUGACAGGAAGCGGGACGGCAAACGGAGGAAACGGAGGCGUCCUGCUGUCCAAUCCGGCGUCCCGCAUUGCAGCCCAGUUGACGUUUAUCUCUCCACCUAAAGCGGUGCAGAUGGAGAGGCACCUGGUGCGUCCUCCGCCCGCCUGCCCUGAGCCACACUGCCUCCCGCUGGACAGCGGUGCGUCCCACGUCCUGCCCCGAGACGUCUGGCUCCGGGUGUUCCAGCACCUCAACCAGAAACAGCUGUGCGUCUGCAUGAGGGUGUGCAGGACCUGGAGCCGCUGGUGCUGUGAUAAGAGACUGUGGACUCAGAUUGACCUCAGCCGUCAGAGAUCCAUCACCCCCCCUAUGUUGAGUGGUAUAAUCCGCCGCCAGCCUGUCUCCCUCAAUCUGGGCUAUACCAAUAUCUCCAAAAAACAGCUCAUGUGGCUCAUCAACCGCUUACAAGGUCUGUUGGAGUUGAAUGUAUCGGGCUGUCCGUGGUCGUCUGUCUCGGCUCUGUGUCAGACGGUUUGUCCCUGUCUGCGUCUGCUGGAUCUGAGUCGAGUCGAAGACCUGAAAGAUUCACACUUGAGGGAACUGCUGGCCCCGCCCAACUCAGACACACGCACAGGAGAGAGCAGAGGUGGGCGUUUCCAGAAUGUUACUGAGCUGCGAUUGGCCGGUUUGGAGGUGACGGACGCGGCGUCUCGGCUGCUGGUUCGAUACCUGCCUCACCUGACCAAACUGGACCUGAGUCAGUGUGGACAAAUCACAGACCAAACCAUCAACACACUCACAUCCCCUAUAUCCCCUCUGAGAGAGAGUCUCACACACGUCAACCUUGCAGGCUGUGUGAAGGUGACGGAGCAGUGUUUGCCGUUGCUGAAGCGGUGUGUGUCGCUGCAGAGCGUGGACCUGCGCUCGUGUGGGCUCCUCCCCCCCGAGACAGACGACAGACUGCUGCUGAAGAACAGCUAGACCCUCCACCACGCACACUACAGUCUACAGCACGCCGCCAAAUGAGACGCAGCCCACGGACCCAACCAUACGCACUCUGACUGGGAGGGGCGGGGUGGGGGGGUUGUAUCGUCGGGAUUCAGGGGUGGGGUUAGGUGGAGGGAGGGGGACCAAUCACGAAAAACCUUUUUCUUGCUGCAGUUGUUUAUUUGUGAAAAAGGACUUACGGACAAACUAGCAUGUACAUAUUCAGUAUCAGUGGAGUGUGUGUGUGUGUGUGUGAGUGAGAGAGGGAGAGUUACUGUAAAAUAAACCAGUUUCUGCUCAGCAGCCCACCCCUCAUCCUCCAGGUCUGUCCCAAAUCCACCGUCCCUUGCUCCCCUCACGCCCUAACGUAUUUGAAACAUUUGCACUACGUAGUGGACGUCGUACACAGAAUGUAUCCAUCACUAGACCGGUUCUUCCAAAAAAACUAACAAAAAACCCAAAAACAACCAAACGAAAAAAAGAUGAGCCAGAGUCGCAGACCGACGGUGACAGGGUGGGCUGGUGUGUGUGUGUGUGUGUGUGUGUGUGUGUGUGUGUGAGUGAGUGAGAGAGAUGUAAACAGUGUUAAUGUAUCUAUUUCCGAUCGGGUGACAGCGGCCCAUUUGUUUCCCCUUCGAGUUGAGGACCUCGCUAUCCCAUAAGUCUGAGCCUGAAGGGGCGGGGUUUGUGCAGGGAGGGGGCGUGGCCACUCCUUCUCUUCCUCUUCCUCGCUUUCUCCGCCCUUCUGUCCGUGCCAUUCAUCCUUUCAUCUCUCUUCUCUUUUCUUUCACACCACUUUUCCAGUGCCAUGUUUCAGAGUAAGUGAACUUCGCCUGUGGAUUGGGACGCAGCCGGGAGGAGGGGACACGCGUAGGCACCAAGGGCAGAGCUUUCUCACUCCGUUAACCUUUCUUUUUUAUUUUAUUAUAUUUUUUAACCAGCAUUGCACUGAGAACAAAGAAAUGAACAUUUUGUCAGGUGACAGGAUUCAGACUUGCUCACUUCUAGAUAGCUUUUUAAAAAAACAUUUUUUAAAUAUAAAUGUAUAUUGUUGAAACACUUCCAUCUCCCUCCAGUCGAUUUCAUUGAGGCGGGUACUCGAAGCUGCUAUCCCUCUGACCUCCUAUAAGAACCGGGUUCUGGUCGGUCACGCUCUCUCUGCUGGCGCUGAUUGUGGGGGGGGGCAUCCCAAAUCGCAAAAGCUGCUCUGGGGCGUGUUCCAAAUCGUGUUCAGUAUCUUCACUGAGCAAAAAAACAAGACACAAAUCAUCAUUCAUAAUUCUCCAGGUUUAGCUGCUCAUAUCCUCCUGUUGAUCUUCACUUUGAGGAAGUUUCUGGAAGGAGUGUGUGCUUGGUGUAAACAGGGUCUGAGGGGCUUCCAUUACCUUUAAAUCUCGGAUUGUUUUGGUGAAAAGUGCCACUGAUGAGGAUUUACUGACCGUACUCGUAUCCGUGUCCUGUGACCUCCCCGCUGUCCGGACUUCGUUUAUAGGGUCCAACACGUUCCACGUUUCCCCCACACACUGGAAAACACUUUCCAGAUGACUUCAUCGCUUUAUCAGCCCAAACAAAUCGUCCUCUCUCUGCUGCACGCGUUAUGACAUCACCGCUGAUUUGCAUAUCAUCACGGUGUGUUUUCCAGUGACGAUAAAAAUGGUAUUGAUCCAGCUCGUUCCACCAUAUCAGGUCUCCUCCAUCAUCAUCAUCAUCAUCAUCAUCAUGUGACUUUAAUCUCUUGCCAAAUUUCCUUUUUGGUUUAUGUUCAGGGGCAUUUUGUGUUUUUAUUUGUUGUUGUUGUUGAUGUUUUUGUUGUUGUUUUUUAAAUCCAUUUCUUGACUGUCUUCAUUUUUUGUUUUCUUUCUCAUUCUUUUAUCCAUUGUUUCUUUCUUUGUGUCGAACAAAGUGAGGACAAGAAUUAAAACGAUGAGAAAAAAAGAGAAAAAAACCUCAAGGCAGCUACUUUGAGUGACUACUGUAAAAUGGCUAACUAAAAUAAAGACAAUGGGGUUUGUUUUUA